AUGGAGAACAACUUUCAUCUUGGACCACGCUUCAGCAACUUCAAGGUGGUCGGUAGAGGCUCUUUCGGAGAAGUCUGCUCGGCUUUGGACUCUCAGCAGGGGAAACGAGUCGCCAUCAAGAAGGUCUUCCCCAUGUCCCGCGACGUCGUCAGCGCCAAGCACGCUCUGCGCGAGAUAAGGCUCAUGAGGUAUCUCGAGCCUCACCCGAACAUCGUCUCCCUGGAGGACCUGUUGGUCAACCAGCAAUACGACGAGCUCUACAUCGUCAUGGAGCUUUUGGACUGCGACCUCCACUACGUGAUCAACAAGUCCAACCAGCCCCUCGAUGACGUACACCACCGCUACUUCAUGUUCCAGAUUCUCAAGGGGGUCAAGUUCCUCCAUGACAACCGCGUCAUCCACCGUGAUCUCAAACCGAGCAACAUCCUAGCCACGAAGAGGUGCCAGCUGCGGAUCACCGACUUCGGGUUGGCGAGGCUGAGGCCCACGGGUGCAGGUCCCGACCCCGACAAUGAGGACCCUGACCCUCUAUCCUUAACCCAGGUGGACAACCCUAUGACCGAGACUGCCGUGACCAGGUGGUACCGCCCGCCCGAGUUGAUGCUCUGCCCCGACGGCCUGUACGGCUACGCUGUGGACCUGUGGAGCGUCGGCUGCAUAUUCGCCGAGAUGCUAGGCCGCCAGCCGUUUUUCCCCGGCCAGGAUUUCAAGAAACAGCUUUCACUCAUUUUCGAUGCUGUGGGGUCACCCCAGCCGCACGAGGUGGCUCACAUCCGAAAUCCCGAGGCAAUCCGCUUCUUGGAGUCGAUGCAGGGCCGAGUUAAGGUGCCCUUCGCCGACCUUCUACCGAACGCGUCGGAAGCCUCACUUGCCCUAUUGGAAAGGCUGCUUGUCUUCGACCCCCCGUGCCGCUUCUCGGCGGACGAGGCCCUCAGCCACCGAUACUUUCAACCUCUCAGUGGGAGGAUCCACGUACCCCCCGACCCGGAGGUGGCCCCAGGCUUGGACUUUGACUUCGAGAGUGAGCCCAUGCACCAAGAACAGCUGCGGAACAUGAUCUUGCAGGAGGUGGCGUUAUUUCAUGGGUACGCGGUGCAAGAGGAGGAAAAGGAGGAAGCAGAGGAUGAAGACGAAGACGAAGACGAAGACGACGACGAAGAUGAUGAUGACGAUGACGACGAUGGCGAGGAUGGCAACGGUGGGGCCUCCAUGGGUCACUACGAUCACGCUUCUUCCACUGCUCGUGCUCCACCUCCCACUCACCACCACCGCAUGAUGAGCAACAGCGGUAUCGAUCACAACAGUUACAGCAACUACGUGCACAACAUGGGUCCAGGGCACAACCACGCCGACCACAGCGCAAAUAUUGCCCACAGCACAUACUUCAACAGGAUCGGCGCGAGCGCACGGCCGCAAGCCCCGGUAGCAGGUAUGCCAGGUUCGCUUCCCACUACCACGGCUUCUGUGCAGAAAAACGUACGCUCUUGUGGGGAAUCGACGCAUCUAUCUUUCAUUCAGUCACGAAGAGCGCUUAAGAGUAGAAUAUAG
This is a messenger RNA of Ectocarpus siliculosus, 1548 nucleotides long. The record is from the annotation of a GenBank genome assembly. NCBI's taxonomy places the organism in Eukaryota, Phaeophyceae, Ectocarpales, Ectocarpaceae.